GUCCGUAAAGGCGCACGAUAUGAGCGAACUGCACGCGCAGGCUACAGCAGGACAGUGUACCUACAGUAACCUGGUGGGUCUCUCUCCACCUAAAAAUGUCUGUGUCUUUAAAAAGAAGUCUUUACCGAGCGGUGCAUGAUGUCAGGCUGCUUACAGUCCGUAUACUGUUCAUGUGAGCGGCGUUCACUUCCUGCACAGGGACGGACAGAAGCGGGCAGAGAGAGAAGAGUGGGAUAGAGAGAGUGAGAGAGAGAGAUGGGGGACGAAGAAGAGUGAUAGAGUAGAGAGUGUGAGCCAGCGGACGAGGGGAAACCGGGCCUGCUUCUUCUUCUUCUUUUCUUUUUUUGGUACACCCCGCAAACUUUAGGCUAUAGGUUACCCGGGGAGAAAGCUUACCACAUCUGCGCCAGCUGACAACCGCAGUUUAUGGACCAGCGACAUAUCGGGUAAAUACAUUAAACCCUCCUUUUUGUUUCUGUCUUUUCUUCUUCUUCUUCGUUGUUUACAGUGGCUGAUUUGUAUGACGCAUAGGUUUCACCAUGCAUUAUUCUCUCCGCGCUACUCCUCCAUUUACAAUCCACAAUAGGCAGCCGCAGUAUGGCUUUGACAAACCAAAAAUCAACUCUUCCUCUUGACAGCCGAGCUUUUAGAUUGAAUUGUCACAGCAGUUUUGACUGAGUGACACUCUUAAACUUUUAUGAAGUGUGGUCACGAAAUGUGGAGAUUUCAAGCGGAGGAUGGUGGGGAGGUGAAUCCCGCUGCACGCCUCUCUAAAAAGAAAUCAAUCAGACUUGUAGUUUUUGACUUUUGGUAGGGUUUGAGUGCAAUUUAACAGAUCUUACACCAGAUACUAUUGUCAUAAGCUUCUACUGUAGGUAUGUAGAAAUAAUGUUAGUCUUGCUUCAUGGUGAACUAAAAAAAAUCUUCACCCAUAAUGCAUCCAUUGUGGGGUUAUAUAUGGUGCAAGUGUGCUUUACAGAUUAUUUCACAUAAAUCUACUUGAGUUUGUAGUGUUUUCAGGGAUUUUCUCGCUCAAAAAUGUAAAUAAAUGUUCAGGAAAAGUACUUAACCUCAAGUAAUAUGUCUGCACAAGAUUAAAAAUGCACAGUACAAAGUAGAAAAUGUCAUGUCUGUGUAGAUUAGUUGGUUGAAAUAGUUUAAAACAAAGUUUCAUUGACACACUUUCACUGUCAGUUUCAGUGGUGUCAGUUCUGUAUAGGUUGUGGCUCUGUUUACCUCACCUGAACCCUGCAGGAGCCAUCUGACUACCCCACCCCACCCCCCACCCCCCACCCAGCCCACCUCCUCCUCCCCCUCCUCCUCCUCCUCCUCCUCCUCCUCCUCCUCUGUGUGUACAUGGUUGCAGUGUGUGGCUAGCCGGCAUGUAGCUUGUGGCAAUUUUCUUCAUUUCCUGUCACUUUCCUUCCCUCUCACAAAUGCUCUCACUCUUAGUCCACAGUCAAACGGUUUGUUUGUUUUUUUUCUCAAGAUGACUACACCAGAAAUUCCCCAACAUUCGAAAGUUUGGAACAAUUUAUGUCAGGGCUAAUGUGGAGCAUCUGGGUCCCUGACAGGUGUCACGCAGGUGGGAGGUUGAAUCGACAACUUAAAACUUGUCUUAUAUAUCGCCACAUGGAUCAUUUUAGUAGCUUAGUUUGAAGUCCGAAGCUUCCUUUCUUAUUUUUCAACGUUAAAUCCCACUUCUGAGUGCUCCGGGGCCCAUAUGUUUCUGCUCUCCUCAUGCAAAAACAUCAUGGGGGAUCACAAGAUGUUCUGUACUUCCCUUUUGGAGACUUAAACCACUGUGAAUCCAUAGGUGUACCUGCCAGCCCUAAGGCAACACAAAGACGGCUUUUAUUGAGUUAGUUUAUGAUAUCCCCUCGCCCCCUCCUCUAGUACAGGGAAAUCAGUUCCGGGUAGUGUGUGAUUGCUCAGCCAAGUUUCUAUCUUCGGAGUUUAACACUACAUACAUGGAAAAUGUGGGACCUUUUUUUUCUCUUUCACUCUAAACCUUCCAACACCGCUCGUCUUUGACUUGGACGCCCGCCAAAGAGUUGUGAUGGCUCUCAACAGCUGUAUUUGUCUGUGUGUGUGUGUACGUGUGGGUUUGCGUGUGUCGGUGGGGGAGUGUGUGAGCAUGUGUGUGUAUGAGUGUUUGUGUGCUCUCGCUGUGUCCUGGGAUGCCCUUCCUCCAUAGGCCUCACACACUAUACAGCAUUCCACAAGGGGGCCCGGGGCUGAGAGCGAGUGGGGAGUGUCAAGGAGAGAGAAUGACAACACCGUUUCAUAUAUAACCCGGGCAGAUACCGACAGAGGAGGGUGACAGGAGGAGAAAUAGAGAGAGUGUGAGAUUCUUUACUUGUUGAGGGUCUUUCCUUAUCGCUUCAUCGACCCAUAAAUGCUGAAAAGUAGAUUUGGAGAUGAAAGGGUGAGACUGCAUUACACUGAUUGUGAUCUUCAAUACCAAGACUUUCGGCCUCCAUUGAGUUCCUAUAUGAAGUCAGUUAUCUAAAACUCUAACUCUGGUUGCCAUAAACUGUACUUAACUGUUUCAUCUUCACUUUGACAUAUCCUGAACCAAACUUGAUUCAAACAGUAGACUUCAGUCCCCAUUUGCUGUGGAAACUAACCCUUUCUGUGGUAUAAAAAAGCCCUCUUUUUUGAUAUAGCCUUUGGUUAAACCAACAUUUGAAACUCAAAAGACUUCUGUUUACACUUUCUUGCCUCUACUAGAGUGUUUUCUGGAUCAAACUCCAUUCAAACCCAGGAGUUUUUUGUCCGUAUUUACUGGGUAAACUGCAACCGAAUGACACUGAAAUCUUCUCUACCUUUUAUUAGGACAUGUAUUGAACCAAAGUCCAUUCAGAACUGGAAGACUUUAUCUUGUCUGAUUUGUUGCUCUCAAUUGAAGCAUUUUUUUUUUGCUAAAAGUUAAAGUCAAAACUUGUAAACUUCACCCUAUAAACAUCUUUUAUGAAGACACACACUGAACCAAACUCCAUUCAAAAGUUUCACAUUUGUGUCUCUCUUUUGCUGUAACUGCACUGAUUUUCAGAUCCCCUUUUUCAUCUCAACUUUUAUCGCACAAGUCUACUUUCUUGUCUCUGAUUUUAAAUAUUUUUCUUUGAAACUUAUUGAACCUGAACAUCACCUAAAACUCUGUUCAAAACUGAAAGACGUUUUCCCCUUUUCUUUCCGUUAUUGAAUUAUUCUCUGAACCCAACCACUUUCGUCUGUCACUUUGAUGAUGAAAUCGUCACCUUACUGAUAUAAAAGUUCCCCUUCUUUCUUUGACACUCAUUGAACCGAACUCCAUGUAAGGCUUGAAGGCUUAAGUCCCCAUCUGCCCUCCUUUUGUUCAAGUAUUUCCCAAACCAUGCUUUAACAUUUUUUUGGGAAACUAUACAUUAAUGCUACAGAAACUCUUGUCCACAUUAAACCAAGUCCACUGAAAAUUUAAAGACUUUUGUCCCUAUUUUCCCCGUCUGCAUGCCCCCAUGCUUAAUGCCUGUGUUGCUUGUAUACUCAUGCAGGGAAUGUGUUUAUGUGUGUUUGAUUUUCCUCUGCUGAUACAGUAAUGACUCACUGCUGAUGGUAUGUGAUACAGUGCACCAGUCAUAUAGUCACAUAAAUUAGUCUUGUGUUUUCUGCAUAGGGCAGAGUCUGUUGUAGUUAAACCCUGAUGGAUUAGAAAGAAAAAAAAACGUCUACUGCUUCUGCUGCAGUGGUUGGUGGUGUGUUCAGACUUGUUGAUCUGCAGCUAAUUGAGAUGAAGUUUAGACUUCAAAGAAAUAUAUUUCUGCUGAUUUGAAGAUAGUUUUAUGUGGUGCAGAUGUCCAUCUUAACAUUACAUAAUGCAGCAGCUGGAGGGAAAGACAAUAAUAGAUUUUAUUUGAAGGUAAUUCUUAUUCUGUCUACACUUUCAGCUUGUCUCCAGCAUACAGCAGUUUCCGAUUUAGUGUGUAGGUGUCAAGGCGAUUUUCUCUUGAAGAGGUAACAAUUAGAAUCAGCUUGCAAAUUAAAGCUCUCUAUUUCAAUUCCUGCGGUGAAUUUCUUCUUUUGAAAUAUUUGUCUACACAUGCUUUUUUUGUUUCAUUUUUGUUAAACUUUUGCAACAUUUAGAAUAUUUUAUACAAGACUGAAGGACAUCAAGAUCGUGGUGCGCUCUUCAGUUUUGGUGAUACAUCUUGGAUUACAAAACUAAUUCCACAUAAAUGCCUGCUAAAUCAGAAAAUCUGAGAUGUGUUUGAUACUCAAAAUCAAAAAUUCUAAGUUGUCUCUCAACUCUUGACCUGCAGGUGAAUAAUUUGAGGCUUGGCUGACCCGACUUGUCCACAUAUUUUCUCAAUCAAAGGUAAAAUUAAGUUGUGAGUCACUUUAAAUCAGAUUGACUGCUAAACGGCUGAAUUUGGCGGCACUACUGACAGAUAAAUUCUCACAGAUAAACCAAAUUAUAGCUAAAGGUUCGACUGGUCUGAUGUCUCAAUAAAAUAGACUUAACUACCUGACAAAAUAGUGAACUUUCCCACCUCAAUUAACAAAUUUUAGACUAGAAAAAGGACAAGUCAUGAAGUCCUAUUUUCUGAUGUACAAUUGUCAGACCUCAUUGACAGAGUUGCUACCAGGAGAUUUGCAUUUCUUUCUAGCAUGGCACUAUUAGUUUGCAACCAAACUGAUUUGCAUACCACAUGUUUAUGGCGUAAGAGCAAUUGCCAAAGCUACAAAAGAGGAUUUGGGCUUUUCCUCGAAUACACGCUUAGUUUACUGGCAAUGGGGUCGAAGUUUUCUUUCUUAACACGACCAGCUCUUGAUUACACAGGAACAUAACAGAUAAAGGUGAAACAUAUAGGGAUACAUGUAGGAUUUUUCCUGCUUAUGUACGCAUCCCUUUACAUUAGUUUAUUAUUCUACUUCAGUUUUUGGUUCAUGCAGAGACGGUGAUUUUGCUGUAGAUUGACACUGGUGGGUAUAUAUAUGAUUAUCUUAUUGGUUCUUUUGUUUAUUCACAGUGUCAAAUGUCACAGGUAUGGUCAGCGUAUGGCGAGUAGAGGCUGGGAAACACAAGCUUGGAAAAAAGAGGGUUAAUGAGAGAAAGAGAGGAUCAGCGAAAGCUAUUAGGAACCUUAAAAUGUUACUGAUUCGGGCUGUUUUGGCUUGCUACGAGCUUUUCAGGAAGCCUUCCAAGAAUUUAGACAAUGAACAGUAAACAUGGCAUGUUCCUCCGAACAAUUCCACAUUAGAUCUCAAACAUCACGUGUCUCUCUUGUUUUUUUUUUUUUUUCUACUUCUCAGAAUCGACAGCCCCCACACCACAGUGCAUUGCAGAUAACUGUAGCAGCUACAUUUCACUUUCCCUGCGUAUGUACUGUACUUACACUUGACAAGGAGCUCUCACAAACUGGCAAAUGUGCAGAAUCUCUCUCUCUCCUGCUUUCUCUCUCUCUCUCUCUCUCUCCCUCACUCUCCCUCUCGUUCUGUCUCAGAGAUUUCUGGUAAGUGACAUGUUUGGCCGUUGGCAUAAUGCCUAGCAAGAUCACAUGGCAUGAAUGUCGUGCCUGUGUAUGUGUGUCUUUUUGUGCGUGUGAGAGAGAAUGUGUACGUCUGUGCAUUUGUGCUCGGGUAGAAAAAAAAAAAAGAAAGAGAAAGAGAGGGGGCCUGUGCACAUUUGAUUGUUCCAAGUAUUUUCAGCAUGAAAAGGAGCACGUAGCCGUAGCAGGGAAUUAAAGAGUGCCGAGAAGUAUGACAAGGAUGGGUUUCUGAUAUAGUCAUAAGAUCACUUUUUCUAAAGGGAUGGAAAAUUAGAUCUUGCACCAUUAUACUUCAUAGUGGGAGCAAUUUUUGAUGGUGUUGGUUGCAUCGGCACAUUAAACAUUCAUGAAGGUUAUGUGGGCUUAUAGAGAGCUUAUUUCACAAUGAGAAAUCCUGCUCAUACUUAGCAUUUCAGAGUAUUACCUGGUGCUUGAUUUCCACUUCUGGGAACCUUUCUUAAACUCCCUUUGUGUGUUUAAUUUACUGUAAGUCAGGGAUCACAACCACAAGGUCACUUCAGUUAGCUUGAAUAGAGAAAACGCGAAAGCUUAAAUCAGCUUCCAGACUCCCCCCUUUUCUUUGCAGAGGCUUUAAUGUAACUGAAGACCGAACAGGUUUUAAAACAAUUUACUCGGUUCUUUAGAGUUUCAGUGAGGGGGACAUUAGAUUUACUGUGAAAGUCAAACCUAUAAUUCGGGGGGGAUGACGCACGCAGACAUGCACAAACACACACGCGUUCACAUCACAUAAAUAAACUCCCCAGAUCAUGCAGCUACAUACACACUCACUCAGAAAAAGACACAGAGAGAGGGCGAGUAGGCACUGUGGAUGGCAUUUAUCCUCACAGCCCACCUCAAUUUUCCGUGCUCUUUUGCUGUGUGCUGUACAUAAUUAAAUCGCUGCUAACUUGAGGCCACUCUCAAGACUCCUGCCAGUAAACAAAAAGUGCUAAUUAGUACAUAAGGUAAUAAGUGAGGACAGAAAAUGAGAUGACCCCCCUCCUCUGUGGCAGUGGCCUGGUCUGUAUGUGCUCCUCAUGUCUUAACAGCCUGGCAGACGCUGGUAGAGGCCAGUGGAAAAAGAUAGGAAUCCAAGGCGGCUAGUAUUUACUACACCCCCUGCCCCACACCCAACCCUUUCCACGGCUAACAUACGUAAGUAAUUAUAGCUAAAUCACAGCACUACCUAUCUGGUGAUUUCAUUACAAUUGUGCACAGUGGGGAAAGCCACCUUGGACUUAAUUUUUACAGACAUUUAUCAACUUCUUCAUUUAUUUUCAGUAUGUAAAAUGCAAAAAACUUAAAUAUUUCAUUGUUUUGUUUUUUUUUAACUUGUCAACAUUUCUGUUAAAGCUCCUAUCAAGAACUUGAUUUUUGAGCUCCUUAUUGCUAAAGUGGGUCCUCUUAUUCUUUUGCAGAUUUUGUCUUAAAGGUGUAUGAGUUGUUGUUUUUUUUUUUCAACCUAGAAAAAAAUAUCAUUUUUCUUUCCUUUAACAAUGAAAGAAACAUAUCACUCUUUGUGAAUCUUCACAUUGUCUGCAGCCUGCCCCCACAGGAACAGAUUCAGACACUGAAAAUUACAAGAUAACCGACCUUUAUACUGAUAGUCCUGUUAGAGGCAACAGUGCUGACUUCAGUUUGCUUUAGUACCUGCUAGAAACUCCUCAAAAAGCAGCUUUGAUAAAUACCAUAUUUAUGAGAGUGAACAUCAAGGAAAUGUGGCCACUUUUCAUUAAGAUUAUUAUGGGUAUAUCUUCCUUAUACCUGUUCAUCAAGUCACAGUUUCUGAGGCAUCGUUUCGAAGAUAAUGUCAGUGUGGUGUCAACUGCACUUCUUCAACUGGCCACUAGAGGGUGGUUACAUAAACAAAUCCAUCCCCACAGAGGCCGGUCUUAAAAGUUCCAACUCUUUCCUAGAAAUUUCUGGUGGCACUGGUAAGCAGAUUUCUCCCUGUUUUUAGAGAUUACUUGGUUAGCUAUUGUCAUGCCAGCUAAGCUAACAUCCUGAUGGCUAUAGCUUCGUUUAUAAUGCAGAGACUGCCGCUCAAACUGGCACAAAAUUCGUGAGGUUAAGUAUCAAGAAGUUCAAAUGUAAGAAAGAAGGUAUCUGCACAAUCAGUAUACUGGGCCCUGACUAAGUGUGUGGGUAUCCUCAUGCGAUAAUGGCUGUGUUUAUGACACAAAAAUUGACAGUGGUAUUUAGAUAUACUCAUUUAUUUUAUGAGACCAAAGAAGCCCUGAAGGAUAGAUUUUUUUUUUUUAAAUUUUUUGGAAAGUAGGCUUUUUGUUUUCUGCUGUCAUGCUAGGACAAGCUAACUUGCUGCAGGCGGUUGCUUUAAAUACUCUAUACAAGUAUGGUAAGGGUCUGGCCUUUUGAUUUAACUUAAAGAAAAAAAAAACAAUCAAACAUUUGUAUGAGGAUUUAUUUUCAACACAGCUAGUUCCAAACUUAAGACUACAAUGGCCGUCUUUGAGACCAAACAGUUCGGGGGCUUGCUCGAAGUGCAAAAUGCGGAACUCUUGGGCAUAAGAAGAUGUGCUCACCACUAAAUUUAACCACAAGAAAGUGGGAAAUGAGGGGAGUAAGUUAGUCAUAAAACUAAUGGAGAUUUAAGCUUGAUAAAUUUGCCAUUGUGGUCCACUUGCAGUACCAUCAGAACUCACUAGGAGGCCACAGCUCAUACUUUUGGAGUCACUUCUUUAUUAUUGAAAGGUGCAGUGUGUAGAAAGGGGAAUAUGAAAUAAUACCUUGCAGUCAGAUUGGUGACUUAAAUUCUCCUUUACUCACUUCUUCCUUUGGUGAAACCACAGUGGACAAGAUGUGAACCUCUAUAUGUCAAAUUUUUACCUUGAAAACUUGAGUCAACACAAAAUUAAUACAGACUCUGGUAUUCACAACUAAUGUUAAUAUAAAAGGCUUGUUUAAAGUUAACAAAACACGUUUAACAUUUAGGGAAGUAUACAGUAAUUUAAACAAACUUAAGAUUGUUGUAAUACUGAGCUUUCUGCUAAAUGCUAUGAAUACUACACACUGUACCUUUAAAGUUGUGAAAAGCAUGAAGACAGGUAUGAGACCUAAUGCCCCUUGUUCUCAGUUUAUCAGCAGUAUCAGUUAAAGUUUUUUUUUUUUUUUAAUGUGAUAUCCUACUGAGAGUCAACAGGAACAAUGAUACCUUUGUACACAGUGAUGUACAGCAACCACAUGAAGUCAAAUAAGGUUUCGCCUUGAUCAGUUCUUGGAAACAGUAUAGCAAUCUUUGUCUAAAGGGCUCCAGUCUUACCUAACAUGUGUUUUGAUUGAAUCCUGCUCAACCAGCCGACCCACAUCUAUAUGUAUGCAGUGUAUAUAAUAGAAAAAAUGCGUAGGAUGUUUCUGCUCUGAGAGGGUGCGGCCUAUUUCCAUGUUGUUUACUCAAUUCUUGCUCGAGACAGAGAUAAACAGGCUCUGUUAGGAAAGGUCAGCUAGGGUCCCUUUCGGUGUUUUACUUGCGUGAUGAGGUUAACCAAGGUGACAUGUCAUUUGAGCACACAUAUGCUAGCUUAGUCUGGUGCUGACUGGGAGAUUCGUAGGUCACAGUAAAGUGCAUGUGGGUGGGAGUCAGUUGAGGGGAGGGGAGUGUGCACUCAAAAUAAAUGUGUAUGUAACACAGAACACUUGAACAAGCCGUCUUUUAUAAUGCAUAAAAACACAAGACUACAUUAUGAUUGUAAUCAUGGGAAAUCUUUGCUGCAUGUCAUGAGACAUUCUUUUGAUUCACCUACUCUGAUCAUGAUAUCAAGCAGCAUUCGUUCCCCUUCAGUUUUUUUCCCCCCUCCCAUGCAUGAGAAUGAUUUAAAGUGUUCUGUCUGCUCUAAUUGAAAAUGUACAGUCGAUGUGGCCGCUGCUCUCUCUCUGUAUGUCUUUGUGUGGGUGUGUGGGUGUGUGUUUGUGCAUGCCUGUCUGUAGACAGUGGGGCAGUGAUGCUGAAAGAUGUGUCCUCAUUUUUGCGUUGCACCGGGCUCCUCUGGCGGUCGUGUUGGGCUGCUCUCUCUCUCUGAUGUCACGCAUGUGUCACUGCAGAGCAUUCAGCUCAGAAACGACGGCGCGCGGCGAUCAAAAUGGCAUGUGUAUUCUCUCCAUAUCUCCACCCUCUUGUCUUUUUCUGUGUCACCCUCUUCCUGUCACUCACUGUCGGUGAUGAAACUCAUACAUUCGAUCUGUCAUUCUUGUUCUUCUUUUCUCAUCACACCCCUCUUCCUAGGAAAAUCCCAGUUAAAGCGAAAAACGUUUUUUGCUUUGGAGGAAUUCAACAACAGCACUUGAACAAUUACAGGUGCCAUAAUCCUGGCAGAGUACAGCCUCGUUUUAUGUGCCUCUUUGAACAUUCCUCUUACCUAGCAUGACCCUGUUUGAUUGACACCCUUGCAGCUGCUGUUAUUCUAUGAAUUGUUCUUGGAUGAAUUGCUGCUCACAUUGCGGGGACACGUGAAUGCCUAUAGAGCUUUUCAUUAUAACUGUGUCACAACAUAUCAUGUGAAAAAUCUAUGAAGCCCGUUUUAUGUAAUGCGACACUGUUAAAUGAAAGGAACUUGACCCAUUUAGGCACUUUGAUACAGGAAUUCAGAAGUGGGGGAUAAAUUAGGGCUUUGACUGAAGAUGCUGAAAUGUUGGGUUAAGCCUAGUCAUAAGUGUUUUCUCGGCAUGAAGGGGAGCGUUUUUUUCGUGCGAUUAUUUCGGACGUCUAUAUAUUUUUUUUCGUAUCCUGUCAAUACAAGCGUUCACACCAGCGACGUUUUCCCGUCCUGCGAUAUUGCGGCAUUUAUUUUUUUUCCAUCACUGUUGAUUUUUCUAAAGUUUCGCAUACUGUGUGUCCACUUUUGACCAAUCGGAUUGCGAGUUGUUGCAACGUCAGAUUCACCAUGGCCGACCGGCUGAUUAUUUAUGUGUUGGAGAACAGAGUGCUUUUUGAUAAAAAAAACUUGUGGAGAGUCAUAGUGUUGGAUUUCUCACAUGACGAUGGUUUGUGUGCUUUAACAGUUUGCUAAACGUCUUUGUUUUAACUUUCAUCUGUGCUAAGUAACUUUAGCGCAUGAGCUAACCUGUUCACAUACAACAUACCGUAUGUAUUUUUCACUUAGGUCUCGGUUGUUACCUUACGUUUAUGGAUUAUAGUUUAAUGUGCUUAUCUGGUACUGGCCCCGACUCAGUACAUGCUAUCAUGACACACAGCCAUCUCAACACUAAUGUCUAAUCAGAACUGACGGUCAGUCUGGUGUUGUGUCAGCCGGAAAGUCGCAAAAUCGCACCGUACUUGAUGUCUAUAGUCAGGCGCGUCAAAAUUUGCCUCUGAAUAUUUUGUAAUUUCACGUCGUAAGGACCUUUUAAUCAGAAAAAGCAGCUCUGAGGACGGGAAUUUUGAACCAAGAAGCAAGUAUUUCUUUAAAAAAAACACAAUAACUUCCAUGUUACAGUACAUUUAUGAUGGCGCUAUCUGCAUCUUGCUGGAAGAAGCUGGUGCAACAUGCAGGGCUGUUAGAACACUUCAACUUUAGCCCAUUCUUUUUAAAGCACUGAACAAGACUUUGGUUAUAGGUGAUGAAAAGCUGCAACACUUGAGUUUGUUCCUGUCAUAGGCCUGCAAUUCCCCUCACCACAAAUGCAGUAGGUUAAGUGUUAAUAGCUCAGGAACUUCCCACUACUGUGAAAAACCAAAGUCUCUGCGUAAAUGAGUCGAAAAUACCAAAUCCCACCGCCUUUGAUGCUUAGAUCGCAUUUGACCCGGAUGACUAAGAAUUGCCUGUGACAUAGAUCUCAUUACUGAUAUGAAAACCAACAAUCCCAGCAACCAACUGCAGAAACACGAGACAGCUUACACUGAAUGGUAAAUGAGACGGGUAAGAUUGUUGUGUAUGAUAAACAUCUUUCUCUCUGCCCACAUACAUGCCAAGCAAUAACUUGGUGUUGAAAGAGAAACCGAUGUAGAAGUACAAAAUACUGAGAGUGACCCUCUCCAGACUCAUAGCCAAAGUCGCAUUCUUACAGGAGUACCCAAAGGUCUGCCUCAGCAGGUUGAUGAAAGUGUGGCUAAGUUGGCAUUUCCAACGUGGUGACAGUUGUAGUUGGGCUUCAAAGCUGGCACCUACCCUCUGCCAGCAAUUUUAGUUAUCCAAAAUGUCACCCUAUUAAAAUAAUGGCCAAAGUCAAUUUUUGACGAAAGUUAGUUUUUAGCCUAAAUAAUCUCAAAAUCAUGUCAAGAGAUGAUUCAGGCCAAAAAACUCAUUUUCGUCAAAAAAUGACUUUGGCCAUUAUUUUAAUAGGGUGACGAAAUGACAAAACAGCAGCAGCAAAGCUGUUUAACUUUAUACUUGUGCUCUUGUUUGCUGUUGUAACAUUAGCAUUGGGCUCUGGAGUCUGUUUUUUUCUAGCUAAAACUCUUUACUGGAGCUUUAAUUCAUCCUGUUUCCUCCAUGUUAUGGCGGUCUAAGUAUGUUCCAUGAAAAUCAGGCUCAUACAGAGUGACAUUCACCAUUUAUAAGCAUGUGAUACAAUAAGACCCCCCAAGAAAUCUAACCCAACUCUAGUCCUGGUGUGACCGCUAGUGAUACUUAUGAGGUCAUGUAAUGUCCCAGUUAUCCCCACAUAAGGGUCAAGUCUAGAGGGGGGAAGGUUUCAGGGCUCUUUUCUUUCUUUUUGGAACAAAAUGCAGCCAACUGCACAAAUCAAAGCAUCUGAUUUCUUCCUGUUGCCAGGAGCACUAGAAAAGCAUUGACACACCUGUAAUUGUACUUGUAAGAAUAGAUUAUCAAGGCGCUCACAGAGCUACAGGCACUUAGCUCCUUCUUAAACCAGUACAGUCUUCACCAUGGCACAAUCACAGUUUGGAGGUGAAGAAGCACUUUUGAGCUGCUGCUGCAAAAGAAGACAAAAAUAAGACGUGUAAACCAGUGUCAUUGUUAAGUAGAGGUUCCAGAUAGGGACUAAGCUCAUUAUACAUUUUUUUGCCAAAUAGGACUUCUCUCCUUGUCCGCGUAUACAUGCAGCUGAGAAAAUAAAAUUAUUAACGUGAACGUGUCCUCCUCCCCAAAACUGGGGGGCGAUAUGGGUCUUUUCAGGAGGUCAACAGCAGGUCAGUGCCGGAUGUCAGAAGUGGCUACAACUGCUGCUGGGCAUUUACGGGGGCGUGGCGCAUGCGCACAUGCAUUGUCCGAUCAUACUCCGACUACGCUGGUUACAUGGUAGAGAAAAUCGAAUUCCAAUCAGACUAUCUAGAGUUUUUGACACUUAAAAAAAGCCAACUUUUAAGUCAGUAAAGCAAAAAAAUGAGUCUACUUAUCUGUCUCUGUAAAAUAUUGUCCUUUGAGCUCGUAGAUGUGCAAUUCAAGCUGCCAAACAAACUAAAAUUGACACCUAGACCAGCUCUGAAUUGACCACAGUUUGAUCUUAAUUCAGUCCUUGAAAUCAGUAAACAGGCACUCGUGUGAAAAUGUACCAAGCCCAUCAAAUGGUUACUUUCUUAACAGAAGAUCAGUGCGCCCCGGCAUGAAAUCAAGGCCCUCGGGCUCAUGGAAAAUAUACAGCUCUGUGUUAUAUUUUGGACACCCACCAGUCACAUGGCAACUGCAAGCUGAUGCCAACGUAGGGGAUUUAUUUGUAAGAAACUCUGCGGUGAAAAAGAGACAUCACAUGGCAGUCAUGGUGCGGUAUAAUGUUUCCUUGAGAACACACACAGACACGCUGCAGCUUGACAUACAUAGACUCACUUCACUGUUGCCUCGGCUAAUAUUUCGUGUAAUGGUGGACUCCUCCACCCUCCUCCUCCUCCUUUUUUUAAGCUGGAGGUUGAGGGAAAUUUCAGUCUUGUGUCAGUGUAUGUUCAUAGUCUUGCGUGAGUACUUGUCCUGAGUUGCCGCUGUCACGUCACACUUAUGUGUUGCCAUAAACUGGAACGACCUGCAGGGCCCUGUGGUUCUGCAAAUGGAGUCAGUAUGACUUUAACUCCACUUUCUGUCUCCUUUUAAAAAAUUUUCCUUGUGUUUACAGCGGCCCCUUUUCCCCUUUUUCUGUGUCAUAUAUCAGGAUUUUCUGGCUGUUUGGGAAGCCUCUCUAGUGGUGCUGACAUUUUAGAGUCAGCAUUGUGGAGGUGGAAUCUCUUUUGAUUAGAACAAAGUGUCAGAUUGUUGUUAUCACUUGGCUUCGUCUGUUACGACGCAGACUCCAAAUGUAACUGUUUGAGUUAAAAUGACUAAGAAUACUCAAUUAUUCCCCUGUGUGAUUGAGUUUGGGAUGAGAUUCAUGCAGAAAAUCAUCUCUGUUUAACCUUCAAAUGUUUGGAUUUCAUUUUUUCCUGCUUUUUUUUCGCCUCCCUUUUUUGCAUAUUUGUACUUUUGGCUCUUUCCUUUUUCCACAUCAGGAUCUCUUACUCAGCUUUACCUUUAUCUAUCACAGUGCUUAAUUUUCCUAUUCUCCUCUUGCUCUCUUCUCCACAUGACUGCCUUUGUCAACUUCUCUCUUGUUCUUUUCUAUUUGCAUCUUUCACACACACUCCCUCUCUCUGUCCUCUCUCCUUUUGUUCGUCUAUCUCCUCUCCUCCUCUCCUCCUUUUUCGCCUCUUGCCGUUUAAUCUCCCCUCGUGUGCCUUUCAAUUUGUCGCCCUGCUCUGUCUCUAUCUCUUUAACUCUCAACUGUUUGCCCAAAAGUCAUCAUCUGUGCCUGAGGGUACGUGGGAUAAUAUGUUUGCGUGUUUGCCGCCAUCCCGAUGUCCUAGUCACUGCAGUUUGGUGCGAUGUAGUAGCCGCUGCUACUGUUUGUUUGUUUACCUCCCACAGCCACUUGGAGAUCAUUAGCGAUGCCUUUGCCUGAGGAGGAUCACACACACACACUCACACACACAUGCUCUUCCUGCCUUUCCCACCACUGUCUGCUUUUCUCUCACGCACAACACCACAAAGACAAGCUUAGCUGACUGGUAGCCAACUCGUACAGGGGGUUUGCUGUCACAACUUUGUGUUUGAUGAAGUCUGCAACCGCUGUGGAACUGCAUGAGAGUUUUGUGCCCAAUGAGAGGUGCUCGAAUGACAAAUGAGCCUUUUACUUGUACUUUUUUUAGGGGGGUAAAAAGAAGGUGACCAUUACAGCAAAAUAACAGCUGAUCAGAUCCUUGCCAAUCUCAAACUCCAAGCUCCUGUCACUGUUGAAAAAAUCAACCGAAUUAGCAAGCCAACUGAAAAGUUUCUGACUCGCAGAUGUUAAGUUCAUUUGUAGUGAGCUCAAAGCCCUAAUUUCAGCCACUCUGAGUUUCUUUUUGCCAAAGCAAAAGGGAUUUGAAUAAACAAACAGGAACUGUAAGCCAUCUGUGAACACAACAGUGUCAUAGCAUUGCAUUUACAGUUGGUAAGGAUGGCCUGUCAGUGAGUCAGUGAGGCUGUUGCCUUUUUUGAUCCUUUUUUUUUAAAGUUACAAAGAGCGCCGCAGGUAGGAAAAACUUUGAAGGUCAACACAACCAAAAGACGAAUCUCAAGGCUACGAAAUGAACGGCUGUAAAGGAUCUACAACCGAACCCGUGACUCCAGUGUCAGCGCCGUUAAGCUUUCAACUCAUUUGUGCUUCUCCUUUAUCAUUUAACUUUCGUGGUCUUAGUCAGCAUCUCAUUUGCAUCCUUCUCUUUUUUUUUAAAGCCCUCACCAUUUAAAAUUCACAAGUGGGGUAUUAUUGACUGGCACUUUAUGUCAGAGAGAAGAAUUGCCACACCACAGACCUUAUUUCAAGACACUAACCAAAAACCCAUUAAUAAAGAAAAGAAAGAAAGAAAGAAAGGCGCAGACAAGCAAAAGUUCGAACCCAUUUCAAGGUUGGCACCGUAAGUGUUAUCCCUCAAAAUUUGUAUUAAUUCAGACUGUUAAUACCUGAGGAAUUGCAGUCAAAUAUUUCGCUCUUUUGUGAAUCUGUUUUUAUUCUGAGAAAAAUAUCUGGAAAAAGAAACAGAAGUCCAACAAACUGCACAUAAAGCUUUUUGUAGGAUUGAGAGAAACUUUUAUUUUACGCAUUAUUUUUACCAUUGCCUGUUGACACAGUGGUGUAGUUUCCAUUGGUACUACAAAUCGGUCUACAUAGAUUCAAAAACAUUAGUUCACGUCUCAGGCUGGCCUUCAGAGUGUAAAUAUAAAUAUAGUUAUCAGUGGCAGUUAGAUGUGAGGGCAGCCUGAAGAGCCGCUGGACCCCAACCAUAUCUGAUAGGAAGAAGGGGUAACGGCAGAAGAGCUGGUGAGUGCAUCUUACUGUCAGUGAGUACUAAUGUCAAAAGUUGAAAACUGAAAGUGAAUGUGAAAAGUGAGUGUGAAUACUCCCCAAGAAGUCUUGUUCACACUGUCUUACGUUUCCUUGAAUAGAAACGCAGAGUUUGGUAUAAUUUUAUAACAUAACAUAGAAAACAAUACAAUACAAGAACUUUAUUUGUCUGGAGUCUCAUGUCUCAAAUAUAGAAGAAUUAAACAGUCUGAUGACUGCGGGUACAAAAAACUCUGAACAUAUAUGCAGGCUGAUGGUUAAACAUGACUGAGAACUGAAAUAUUCAACUGAAUGUAAAUUUGUCCCUCAAGGAAAUCAAUUAGAAUCCAUUACUAUAGCAGCAUAUUACUGUAAAUUGAUAAAUUCAUCUUAAAAUUAAUAUUUACUGUAUUUUAGUGUCAUGGUAUGCUCAUACUGUGACACUGAAAUGUUCAACUUAAUGCAAAUUUGUCCCACAAGGAGACCAAUCAGAAUCAGUUGCUAUGGCAGCAUAUUACUGUAAAUUGAUAAAUUCAUCUUUAAAUUAAUAUUAACUGUAUUUCAGUGUCAUGGUAUGCUCAUACUGUCAGGACUCUUAACAGUCUUGAUUAAGAUGUUGAUAAAAAUAAAAAGAAUGGUAAUUUCCAUAAGCCUGUAGGAGAGAGUGCCUGACAGAAGUGUUUCACAUACAUUUUUGGGUCACGAAGAAAUCACAACCAAGUCACAAGAUUCACCUCCUCCUGCUGUUGCCACAACUAUUUGUUUUAUCAAACGGAGAGAUGCUUUCUGCGUUGAAUGUCCUUUGAUACAUCGAGACAGUACUUGUCUUUGUUUGGCACAUAGAGCAGCAUGGACCCCCACCCUCCACCUCCCACAUAUACACCAACGCUUUACAUUCAAUCAUGAGGUUGUCAUACAGUGUCAUGCUACACACACACACUCAUGCACACAGAGGAAAAAUAGUUUAGAAGUUAUUAGUCAUUGUUUUGCAUUUGUCAUUUUCCAAUUAGAUUAUUUUGUUUUCGAAAAUUUUGAAUUCCUUGAAAGCUUAUCCCGUCCAAAAGUCCAGAAAUAUUUAAAUUCUAAUGCUGUAUUAACUAGGAAAAACCAAGACAAAGAAAGCCAGUAUGAAUUAAAAAUCAAUCUUUGUUAAGAUUUUAAAGGAGAAUAUAAAUCCGUCACUAUGAGACGUUAUCAAGAUGCAGGUUUCAGGUUGCAUGUCGUGCCCUAAAUCCCCUCAAAAGCAAUCUUAGUUUUGUAACACUGCAGACAGCAUUGUGUGCCAUAAAUUCAAUCUGAAAUUCUACCUUUUUACCCCUGCAAGUCAGACCAAGAGUUACAUUAUUGUUGCAUAUUGAGUGAAUACAAGUGGAAAGAUACCAGACAAUAUUCAGCCCACAACAAAUCAUUUCAUAGUUGUCUGUUUGUUACGUAACUGAGUGAAUCAUAGGAAGAUUUAAAAAAAAAAAAAAAACGAAAAGAAAAGAUGAUUUUGAUCCAGACAACUUCACCCAGCGGGGUCUAUACACAGAGAAUGAUGUUGCAUUAUAAGCAAUGAUAAGCAGCCUCUCUCUCUCACUCUCUCUCCUGCUCCCUCUCUCGACAUCCCAUAAUGAUCCUCAGACAGACUCAGGCAGACACCCGCUCCGCUCGGUCCCGAUUGGUAGAACUGUUGCCAGGGAGCGUUGCCGUCUCAACGUGGAUAGAAUCUGUUGUCUGGUACACUUUAGACAUGAGAACAACUGCAGGAUCUGAAUAUUUAUAACGAGGCGACUGUUCAUAUUGAGAUGGUAUAGAGGGAACAUAAGCAGGAGGGGAAGGAGCUGUUCUUUUUAGCUCUCUCUCAAAUUUUCUCUUUAGUUUGCUUUUUCUUUGAAUUUCUCCUCCCCAACUUCAGUCUAAAUUUGUUUUACCUUUACUCAUCUUCCUAAUGUUAAUACACCUUACAUAAGUUUCCUGUUUUAUUGUCUUCCUCUGUCUGCACUCUCGAUAAAAGUUUCACCAACUUCACUUUCAGAUUUGAACUUACUUGAACUGUUUUAUAAACUACUAAAAGACAAACACAUGAAUCAUAACUGUGUAUGACUUGUGUGGUUUUAUGUUUGAACGUUACCCCCCUAUUGUCAUCGACGAGGUAGCUACAGUAUAACUAGUCAUUAAAUCUGUGUGUGUGUCUUUGAGCGUGCGUGUGUGUGUGUGUGUGCCAUCUGGCGAAAUCGUCUCAUUUCUUCAUAUUAUUCAAAUAUGCCUGGACCUGCUGCUACAGUUAAUAACACUUGUGCGUAGGUAUGAGUCCUUGAUUAAAAUGGAUGUAACACACUCCCAACAAAGCAGACAACAAUAAGAACAGCAUUUGAAUCUCGUAUCUCGACACACACACUCUUGCAAACACACACCGCAUGCCUGAUAUACAGUGCUAAAAGUCACGGCCUGGUAUAUAACAGCGAUUAUAAAAAAAACACGCCUUGGUAUGCAGGAAACUUUGACAUGGAAUCGCAAACACACAGAGAUAAAACGAGGACACAAGACAGGCGCACACACACAUCACUCGUUAGGCAAACAAGUUGACUGAGUUCACGUCUUAUAUUCUUUUAUCAGGGAUGUGCAAAGUCUAUAUUUAAUGCAGGCAGGAGGAGGCUGCAAUUUUCCGUGCGAGGGUUUGCUUGCACACUUUUCGUAUGCGUGUCAAUGUGCGUGCGUUUAACCUCAUAAUGCACAUGUAUAUUCGCCUCAUGUUCAUUCGUGCAUACAUAUACAUGACCAUGCGGCUCUUCUUCUUCUUCUUCUUCUCCUCCUUAUAUGAGCAGAGUGGCACACCGCCGUCCUGUCUGCCUGACUCAACAUAUUCCCCCUUCACUCUCCUUUGCUCUUUCUCUCCCCUCCCUCUUCCUCCUCUUCUCUCCUCUCCUCCUCCUCCUCCUCCUCCUCCUCCUCCCCUCUCUGCUCUGCCCGGCUGGCACGUACAUGCAUGUCUGUAGACUCUGUACUGUGCUUGCUGCCGUGGCACGCGCCAACCUCACUGCAAUGCAGCCCUGUGUGCAUUAAUUGGCAGAGAGACAGUGGGUAUGUGGUAUGCGGGGCGGGAAGGAGAGAGAAGGAAAAAAAAAAAAAGAAGAAGAGAGGAGGAGAGGAGCAGGAGGCGAUGUGAGGACACAAUAGUCACAAUGACAGACACACACAUGGACAUGAGGACAGAGUGUUGGACAAGCGGUCUGUCCCGUUCACACACGGGCACAGACAGACAAACAAACAGAAUGUGUAUUGCUGAGUGUGCACAGCGAGAUUACCUGCCAGGGGGGAGUGGGUUUAUGUCUGUUUGCAUUAGUGUGUGCGCAGGUUUUGUGUCUCCUGCGUCUCACUGUGCUUUUUUGUGUGUGCUCACUCAUGUGUGCCUAUAUGUGCCGUGCAGAUAUCGCCCUGCCGGAGCAAAAAAGCUCUCUAAACCAGAGUCUGACUCACAGUAUUCAGCGCUUUGUGAUAUCCUCCCUUUCAUAUUUCCGCUGUGACUGAAGAGUAAAAGUUUGCUCAGUUUAGCACAACUUUCUCCACUUGGGUAUUUUUUUUUCAUUUGGUGAAAAAUGAAGCACAUUGUGUCUGGAUACUUUCUGGUGCAGAAUAAUCUGCACCAGCUUUUUUUCAACAGGCUGAUUUUGAAAUUUUUCACAGAUUCUUUUGCUGUCAGAGGUCAGAGCUGUGUUUGUGAGUGUGUGUGUGUGUGUGUUCGCUCUGACACGCUAGAAUAAAACACUUGCACACAUACUGUACAAAAAUGCACUUACUCAUGUCACAACCAUUCUGCAUUCCCUCCCCUCCCACACACACAUCUCUCUGGAAGUUAUCCACUCUGUUAGCUGUUGUCUUUUAUCUUCCUUCCCCUGUCGUAUUUUGUGACAUCUGCCUCCUGUCCUCUCUUAUCCACAUCAAGCUGCAUUUAGGGAGGCCGUCCACGUGCCGCUCGGAAAAAAAGUAACACCAUUUAAAACAAAAAAAAAAACAAAAAAACAGAAAAUGUUUGAAAUGUCACCUGAAUAAGCUGCGCCACCACAGCGGAGGCGUAAAUUAAUCAUUUUAAUUUAUCAAUUCAUGUAGAAAUGCAACAUAGUCUUUGCGUGAAGACAGAACUUCUCUCCGCUUGUGUGUGUGUAGGUGUUUGGCAGAGAGAGGUCCUCGCAUGAUUCAGAGAAAACACACAACACUUGCUUGAAAAGUAAAAAACCUCGUUAUUCCUUUCUCAACUAUUGUCUUCCACAGAUUGGAAUAAAAUGAGAAAUACCUUAAAAAAAAUACACCUCUUCUUUUUUUCGAACUUUUUUAUCUCCAAUUUGAAGGAUUAGAGGAUUACUGCAUGGUGUAUUGUGCUUUGCAGAGACGUGACGCAUUCUAUCCAAACUUGCGUCAAACUGGGAAUCCAGAAGUUUCACUAUUCUAUGUCUAAUUAAUUACCAGCGUCUGUAGCCUCUGUGUGAACGUUUGUGUUUUUUUUUCAUUUCUCUUUUUGUCUUAGUCACUCCCCUACUCUCUCUAUUGGACCAUAUAGGCAUCUGUGUCCGGGGGCAAAGUGGCAGAAGUUGCUUCAACCUAAUUGUCUUUCUCUUCUCGUACUGUCCUCAGAUGACUUUCUCUCUGUCUCCCCUCCCUCCCUCUCUCUCCCUCCCUCCCUUCCUCCUCUACUCUCUCACUCUAGCUCUGCCCAGUCUCUGUCUCCGUCUGUAACUGUAGCCUGUGUUUUUCUCUCCCUCCCACUCCCUGCGACGUAUAGAUACUGCAUUGAUCAGACACACGCGCGCAGACACAUGCACACGCCGAGCCUCCCACUCCUUUCAUCAUUGAUUCGCUCUGCUCUGCUUUUCUUUCUUUCUCUCUCACCCCAUUCUAUCUCUCUCUCUCUCUCUCUUUCUCUCUUUCUUUCUUUCUCUCUGUCUCUCCCCCCACAGCGGCACUUGUUGAAUUCAACCCUUGGAGAAUAGCGAGAGAGAGAGAGAGAAGGGGGGAGAGAAACAGAGAGAGAUAAUGACAGGGAGGCAGAGCUAGAGCAGGCAGAGAGCUGAGAGAAUGGGGCUUUGGAGGAUUUAGAGAUAGAGGAGAGAAGAAGAAGAAGGAGAAAAAGUCAGGCAGAAGGAGAAGAAGAAAAAAAGAAGAAUCAUCUUCGAGACACUUUAAGUGAAAGAGAGAGUCGCCCAGACGGAGUGUAUCAGAGUCCUCUUCUUCCAUCUCCUCUGUCCUGGUCCUGACUGCUGCUUCUGCUGCUGGUGUGUGUGUGUGUGCACAGACUCCAUGGUGUGUUGUACCCAGAAGACUGGCUCACACAGGUCAGAACUGUCUGGGCUAACAGCUUUUAUUUAUUUUUUAUUUUUUCUGCAUGUGCGUGCCUGAGUAAGGUAAAGAAAGUGCUGGUUUCUCCAGGUGAGAGUACACAGUGAAUUCCCCGCGCAGCAGUGUAUAAGAGUGUGUGUGUGUGUGUGUGUACUUUUAUGUAAGUAACCCAGAGUGCAUGUUAGUCUGUAUGAGGUGGGAGAGAGAAAGAGCGUGUAUGUGUGUAAGAGAGGCGGUGACAUUUUUUUUCAGUUUGUAUUCCUGGAAACUGUUCUGCAGCAUUGCUUAAUAAUGAAACUAGUGCGUAUACAUGUGUGUGUGUGAGUGUGUGUGUGUGUGUGUGCAGGGGGUGGGCAAUGAUACGAGGUUCAGGGAAAAGAAAGAAGGUGCAAACAUGUCUGGGGAAUGUUAACUUGAGGAAAGAAAAUUGUGUGUUUUGACAUGAGUUGUUUAGUUUCCUGUCAGAGUUAUAAAAAGGACCCGAACGCAGACCGAAAAAAGCUGCAGAGUCAGCGACAUUUAAGGGGUACCUCUAAACUCUGACAUAUGAGAAAGUGGUUACAUUUCCACGCUUCGGAAAAGUUGUUGCCAAGGCUGACUUUCAGGUCAUGCAGCAGAAUAGUUGUUGAUGCGUUUAAGCGUGAUGCUUGGAUUGAGCCGGCGCUGUUAGGAUUGACGAGGUUUUAAAACAACAUAGCCUGAAGGUAUUUCACAAUAUUCACAUGUACAGUAGGAACGCCAUUGUGUUCUUGUUUUUUGUGGACUGACUUGACUCCUCCUUUCUCUCUCCUGACUCUCCUCUCCUCUCCUCUCCUCUCCUCUCUCACCCACUAUCUCCGCAAAUCCAUCUCUCUCUUUCACACACCUCUCACUUCUCCCUCAACUGCAAUUCAUUUUCUCACUUCAUCUCAACUCUAUUUUCCCAAUCCGCUUCGCGUUUCUUUCAAGAUCCUCUCAAUUUUUACCUUCUCACCUCUCUACCUCCCUGUGGCAUGUCUUCUCAUCUUUCUCGGCUUUGUCGCCGCAUUUCUCGUUUCUCAAACACGUUCUCUAUACCUUCUUUUUUUUUUUUUUUUUAAACAGAUGCCUCUCACAGCGGCGGAGUCUGCAGUAAAUAUCUGAAACCACAUCUUCAGCUUCCUCUGCAGCCAACAUGUCCCAGCUGCUCCAUGUGGAGAUCCCAAACUUUGGAGCCACAGUCCUGGGCUCCCUUAAUGAGCAGCGUCUGCUGGGACACUACUGCGAUGUAUCUAUCCUUGUUAAAGGUUGGUUACUCAGUCAUAUGGAUGUGUUGUUUUAGCAACAGCAGAGUUUUUAAGACAAAUCUCAACAUUUUAUCUCUCCUCUGUUUUUUUUUUUUCUACUACUAACCAGGCCAGGCGUUCAAAGCCCACCGGGCCGUUUUGGCUGCCAGCAGCCUCUACUUCCGCGACCUCUUCAGCAGCUCCACCAAAUCUGAGUUUGAGCUGCCUUCCUCCGUCACACCUGCUUGCUUUGAGCAGAUCCUCUCUUUCUGCUACACAGGGAAGCUAACAAUGGCAGCUAGUGAACAGCUGGUGGUGAUGUACACAGCUGGCUACCUCCAGAUUCAGCAUAUAGUUGAAAGAGGCAUGGACCUAAUGUUCAAGGCAAACUCCCCUCACUGUGACUCGCAGACAGCAGGGUCCUUGGAGGAAACAGGAUCCGAGCCACAGAGUCCCUGUAAUAACGGGAACGGACUAGCAGUGGCGGCCCUUUUGGGGACCCCGGGGUGGUCCCCGUCCUUGCUUAUGCCACAGCGUAAGAUCAAAUUAGAAGGCGGCGACCCCACGCCUCUGACGGUGCCCUCGACACUAAGCAAGAUUUCAUCUUCUGAGUUGGGGAGCCGCUUGAGGGCGAGUUCGCUCUUCUACACGACUGCAGGUGGGACCCCAAUCGCAGGUGUUCCUCCUUACCCCAUUCAGGGGGCUGGCGGUAUUGGAGCAGGAGGUGGUGGAGGAGGAGGGGGUGGAGUAGAGAGGUCCAGUCCUGGAGCAUCCAGCCUGCCAACCACUGACAGUCCAACUUCCUACCAGAAUGAGGAUGAGGAGUUUGAAGAAGAGCCCUACGAUGGCAUGACAGAGGACGCCUACAGUCAUAUCUACGGACGUUCAGCCAACCCCUACGGCAGUGAGUUUCACAUUUUAUUAAAGCUUUUAUUCAAUCCGUGUGAAGUGUUACACUAGUGAGGUGGAGUUCAAACACCAUCAGCAAAUUUAUGGAGAGCUCUCAUCAGAAUCUUUUCUCUGGAGUAUCUUUCAUCCUAAAAAAACGACUAAAAAUACACCGUUCCCUCCACUAUAGACAGUUUUACUUCGCCAUUACAUAAAUAAAUCCUAAGUUCAGAGGAAAAAACUGAUCAAAUAAGCAAGUGCUCAAUGUCAACGGCAGCACAGCACUAGUUUUAUCUUUGUAGUCAUGGAAGAACUUGACUAAGUGAAUUACUUUCCCAAAUGCCCUUGGCGCAAAGGGAGGAAAUUCAUUUGAUACCAGGCCGAUCUAAAAGUAAAACUCUGCAUGACUUGCAGAAACCAUAAAUGCAGAGUUUUUUCGGGUGAACAUAGCUGCUCCUUGUCUGGAUGUGUUAUGUAGUGUACAAAAGGAAAAACAGAUGCACAUUGGUUUCAUCCGAGUUACAUUAUUUAAUCUUUCAUAAAUCAUGUAUCCUGCACAUUUAAAAAAAGCAAGUUGCUUUCCCUCCAGUGUGUGUGCUUGUGUGUGCAUGUGUGUGUGUGUGCGUGUGUGUUCUCUCUCAGCAUAAAGAUAGCUUUAUGGAGUUAUGAUUGGAGUGCAUUCUGACCAACAACUCUUUCCUUAUCACUGAUGCAGCAGCUGGCCUGUACUGCUUUUGUCAGUGUUUGUAGAGCAUUUUCCACACUGGUGCAGAGUUUCCCUACACAAAAAAGACACUUCAGUAUAUUUACCAUAACCACACAAACGCACACACACACACACACUUCCAUCUUUUAUAGCAUCCUGCAGCUGAAAGGGCCCUCCAACAGGUUUGUCAAAUUCUCGAGUUUCAGAUAUUUAUGAAAUCCACUCUAUCUCCAAUCAGUCAGAGCACCUCAGGGUGACAUUGUGGGAUAUUUGAGACCCCUGCAUGACUUUCCUGUGUGUGUGUUUGUGUGUGGAUUUAAAUGUGAGUGCACAAUACAAAAAAAACACCUUUCUCUAUAGGCUGUGUGCAUGCAUGUGGUAAUUAAUGGAUUAAUUUCCCUGCCGUGUUUGUAUCCCUGCAUGUGAACAUUAACGCGUGUGUAGGAGUUGUAUGCAUAUGUAUCACAACUCAUCUCAGAGGUUAAGGGGAAAGAGUUCGGAGAGUGGGAACCUUACACCCACCCGGCUUUAGAUCCGUCCCCCUCCAAAACUCAAGUUGCUGAUGCAGCAUCGUGACUUAUCUGGGAUACAUCUGCAAAGCUCUGAAACAUUUAUGAAACACAACAAACUUGGUGCUACAUAAACCUGACUUACUAAUUACUUUAGUAUAUAUGUAUGAGAGGGCACCGAGGGUAGGGAUAACAGCGAACUGUUCUUUGUAGUUUUGACUUUUAUUGACUUGUGGGUGCAUCCUAAAUUUCCAGUUUCUGUUUUUUUAUUUUUUUGCUGCGUAACACGAAACCCUCUCCCUAAACCCAUUUUGUUCUCUCUGCUUUCAUCAGUUCAGGACAAGCCCGACAUAACAGCGGUGCCCUUGGCCUUGGAGAACCGCAACUGUGUGCUGAUCCGCAGGGACCUGGUGGCUCUGCCUGCAAGCCUCAUCAGCCAGAUCGGCUACCGCUGCCACCCUAAGCUCUACACUGAGGGAGACCCCGGGGAGAAGCUGGAGCUGGUAGCUGGUAGGCACGCACAGAGUUACACAUGCAUCCACUUGCGCACAUUUACUCUCUCACAUGCAGAGAGGAACGUUCUCUGCAGUGAGCUUGGAAAGUAUUCAUGCACCCACCCUAUUGUAUGAUUUCCAGCAUUUAAAAUGUGCAAGUGGGCAAAAUUGAAUUUAAAUCGCUGAAUUAUCUCGAGCUCAGGGAUCCCAAAAAUGCAAAAUGGAAAAACUUUAGAGUACAAACUUGUGCCACAGAUUCAAAAUGAGAAACUCUGCAAAGAUGCAUUGAUUACCCACAGCCCAAUGGCACUCAAUGCUUUUUAUGCAUACUUAUGUAUUUUACUUUUCCUCAACCAGUGGAGGUUUAUCUAGUCAAUAAUAACUAAUUCAAGAGCUGUAGUUCAGAUCCAGGAUCAGACAUGUUUUGUGAAUUCCAAAGGGAAAUUAUGCCUUCAAGAUGUUUACUGUAAAAAAGACAAAGAAUAGAAGAGAAAACGAUCAAAAUAUAACGCCGCUAACUAUGCAACAAAAUGCACUGAGCCCAGGUAGAUAAACACAGUUUUUUAAACGUGAAUAAAACAUCACAAAGCGGUGUUUAAUCAUCACAUGGACAUUUGUGAAAGAGAAGCAGCUCUGAUAAUCAUCACCCCUAAACCUGUGUAGGAGCCCAUCAGCUGUGAUUAUCUAAUUCCUCGAGGGAAUACGGCCUAAUUAAUAUGCAUUCUUGUAGCCAGCACUUACAAUUUACGGUUUUCAGCCAAGUUUACAGUGUAAACAGCGCAAUUAGCAACUGAAGGGACAACUUUGUGUCUGCAAAAAUGCACAGUUUAAUUUCUUAGCUCGAUAAACCUGCAGAACAGCCCCUGUUCAUCUGUUUCUGAUGAGUCUCAGUUUCACUGUAAAUGAAAGGUUACACAGAGGCUUCACUCUUAGCUGAAAUAAAAUCUGAAAAUGAUUUUCUUUAUCAGUCAUUAGUUUGCUGUUUGACAACAUUACAAUGUAGAUGUGUGAAUGUAAACACAGGCCUUGUCAAGUGUGAGUUUCAUUGUAAAAAGAAAGAGUUACACAGAGGCCUAACGCCGGCUUACUACAGCCGUUUGAGGAGGCCAAUAGCUUUGUGGGUGAUUUACUGCUUUUUAAAAGAUCUUGAGCUUGCCAAACCCAAUAAUGCAGACUUAAAGAAAUUUAAAGGUCAGGCUUUGUCAAGUCCUUCCUCAUUAGGGGAAGAAAACAACAUUUAAAAUGCUUGCUGAGGGGCACCAGUUGACCCGGCAGUUUAAAGCACGCGUCCCCUGUACAGAGGCUAUAGCGCUUACUGUAACGGCCGCUAGUUUGACUCCUGGCUAUAAGCCUGUGCAGCAUGUUGCUCCCCACUCUUAAUCCCUACAUUUGCUGUCUCUCUUAAACUGUCUUUUUGAAUGAGUUGACCAAAAGUUUAAAAAAAAUAGAAACUAAAAUGCUUUUCCUACCAAAGUCUGGUACCACACGCAGAUCCCAGAUUCUGUGAGAAGCGAUUGUCAUCUGUAAAGACGUCAGCGACAUUAAGUUCUUUACCCUAAUGAAACACCAUUAUGCCGCUUAAGACCCACAUUAAACCAGACUCUGAUUGGCUAAUAGGGAUUGCUCCUCCUGACCCACGUCACUGUGUCGAUCUGUGAGGGACAGUACAAAGCUGCAGAGUCUCUCUGCAGAGAUUGAAGACCCUGACAGAAGGACAACCAUCUCUGCAGUGAUCAUCAAUCAGGCCUUUAUGGUGGAGCAACCAGACAGAAGUCACUCUGAAGUUAAAAGCAUAUGACAGCCUACCGGGAGUUUGCCAAAUGGCUCUUACAGGCUUCUGAGAGCAUGAGGAAAAGGGUUUUUUUUGGUAUGACGAGACAAAAAAAUGUAUCUCUUCUGUGUGACUGCCAGAUAUUGCCCUUGGCAGUUGGACCAGAGGCUCACAAAGAGAUCUGGUGAGGCUUGACAUGUACCCGUUUUAAUUCCUCCGGAGCAUGGCAGAGGGUUUAAUCAAUUUAGUAUUGGAUCUUUUCAAAUAAAAAGAAUGCGGUCUGAAUAUUUACAGUGAAACUAUAUGGAGGCAGUCAGAAAUCAAUCUAAAAAUCCUGGAAAUUAAAUCUGAUUAUUGUGUGAUUGAAUUAUGAAGAAAAUGGAACAUAGUGGAAUACAAAACAUGGAGGUCAAAGAGACGCUUUUAAAGGAAUUAAAACAACGUAAUUCAAUUGUUUAGUGUUUUUACUGCCUUCAACCUUAAUUCCUGUUCAGAUUUCCAGUUCUACUUAUGACAGCUGACUCUUUCCUUCGCCCUAGAAAAUAACUAAUCCAUUACAAGUACAGCAAAGCAAAAAGUGAGAACUAAAAAUGAAUGGGUGAAUUCUAGGUUUCUUAAGAGAUGAGGAAAUAAAUUGUAACAUGGGCUUUUUUUAUUUCCAGGAACACAAGUGUUCAUGACUCGAGGACAGCUGAUGAAUUGUCAUCUGUGUGCUGGAAUCAAACACAAAGUCUUGCUCCGCCGCCUGUUAGCCACGUUCUUUGAUAGGUGAGUACAAAAACAUGCACAAAGAAGCAGAACAGUUUGUAUUUAAAGGCCUACUGUAGGAUUUGUGUUCUGUGUGUGACUCCAACACUACCGCUGUUGUCACAAACCAACUUUCACACUCCAUCUGUGGCCAUGUUGUGCAAUGCGGUUACUCGUGUGUGUGCUGUGUGUAUCUGUGUGUGUGUGUGUGUUCUAAUGUUUAUCCACUGUUAUGUGCCUGCUGCUGACUGCACCCCCUGGUGUCCACUCUGUGUCCCUGCAGAAACACUUUAGCCAAUAGCUGUGGGACAGGAAUCCGUUCUUCUACCAGUGACCCCAGCAGGAAACCCCUGGACAGCAGGGUCCUCAACGCUGUCAAACGUAGGUCCAGUAUCCAGAUAUUCUCAUAAUUGUGAUUAAAUUUGAAAACAUUUGGUCUACAUGGAGUUCUUGUCUUUUUUUUUGUUGCAGUCUACUGUCAAAAUUUUAACCCUAACUUCAAGGAGAGUGAAAUGAAUGUGAUCGCGGCUGAUAUGUGCACAAACGCGAGGCGUGUUCGCAAGCGAUGGCUGCCCAAGAUCAAGUCCAUGCUGCCCGAUGGCAUGGAGGUGUACCGUGCAGGGAUGGGCAUGGGUGCUGCUGCGGCCGUGGGUCUCGGCCUGGCUCUCGGGGCCCCUCAACCAGGGCUACCUCUUCCCUUUGAGCACGAUUUCAAGUCCUUAGAGCAGAGGUUGUAUCCAGAUCGCAAGGACCCCCUCAGGACUCAUCAAGCACUGACAGGGGGCAGCCCCGGGUCUGGAGGUGCUGGAGCAGAAGCUGAAGGUGAAGCUGAAGGAGUAAUCCAUGAGGAGCAGGAGGAAGAAGAAGAUGAAGCCGGGUUAGAGGGGGUAGACGGGUCGCUGGGGGCGCCAACUUUGAUUCCGGGAGCGGAGGCGGGCAGUUGCGGCGACACGCCGUCUGAGCAGGAAGUAGAAAGUUUUGGACAAGGAAUGAGAGUGAACGGACAGUGAAUGCCUCUCACUUUGUGAAAUCUGUUUAACACCGCUUUUCUUUUUGCUUGCUCUCUUACUCUUAACAUCUCGCCCACCACUCUUUCUUCUCCUCUGUGCUUCCUCAACAGCACAAAAAAAUCUGCGCUCUUAGGUCUUACUAUACAGGAAUUUUUGUCACACGUGCAUGCGGACACGUGUGCUUGUGUACACGCAUUCAAAAAAAGAAAGUACAACACUGGCAGUAUUAGCAGACACAGGCAUUGCAUCCACACUUAACACAAAAACAACCACCUCUGCUCCACCCUUUUUUCCAUAUAUUCUGUGUUUACUCAGUGCUUCUGCACCCGCAGCCAUAUCACAAAGGCCUGAUAGUUGAACAAAUGGCUGAAUGAUUCAUCACUUCAGUGUAAUACAAAAGCAGCAGCUGCUUCACUGGCAGUCUAUGGUGUGUGGUGUUAUGGUUUGUAAAGUGAUUCCUUUGUCUUAAAAAGCUGCGUCUGAAAGUAACCGAGAAAAUGUUCAGAAAAGCAGAUCAGAGAGAAACACUCGCAAGGAAGCUGAUUUGGCAGUUUUCCACCUCUUUUUAUUUAAGCGUAUGGUAAAUAUGUAGGAGUGUCCCUACAAAGAUUGUAUUGUUGUUGUUUGAGGUCGAGUCCUCAGUUAACACCCUUAAAGAGAACAAGUUUCUUUCCGUUAAAACUACAUAUUUGUGGUAAAGAUUAGGGAAGUUUUUUCCCCGAAUCCUAAAUAACUCUCCACAAUCUGACAAAUUAUCUAUCACAUGGAGUCGUUUUGUCAUGCAGUUCAUACUCGUGACAAAUGGGAGUAAAUCGUCAAUGUGAUGCCUGUGUCUGCUUCAGACUGCUUCUUUUUAACUACCCAUACACGGACAUACACACAAAGUGCGUACAACUCUCACCUUAGGAAACAAGCCUUCGAUACCUGCACACAUGCAUUGAACAAACACUUUCCAAAAGUUUGAGAAAAGCUGUCUUACUUUUACAGAAAAAAAAAAAACUCUUUUACAGUCACUCAUCACCAUGACUUGGAAACACAGAGAAAGACAUGAACAGCAACAUGCAUUAAAUCCAAGCUUGUAUGCAUGACUACAAACAGAGAAUUAAAGAAAACAAACAGCAAAGCCACAAACAUGCAUCCAGAUAAGAAAACAGCUACUAUUGCCUCAAGUUACGCCAUUAAUACGCAAAAAAAAAGAGACUUUUUCUGCCAUUUCUCACUGGGAUGUGACGUCAGAAGUGACCCGGGUGUGACCCAGGAUUAACUGUUUUUUACACUGGAAUUUUUCUUUAUUUUUAUCUUUUAAUAAAGCUACCAAGUCACCACAAUUAUAGGAGGCUGGAUAUGUAUGAAGCUGUGGGAAAGGGAAAGAGAGAGGCACUGUUUGUGCUGAAUAGUUGUGAGGUUUUGCCCCCAUUCUGUUUUAAUUUUCUUUUUAUCCCCUGUUGUUAGGGGGGUUGGGGGGUAAAUUAUUGACAUAUAAGAGCGAUUUCUGCUAGCUUGUUGCAUUUGCACUUAAAAAAAUGCUCAAAAGUGUGAAACCAAGGCAAAAUGGAACUAUACGCGAGACUGAAAGAUGUCCUCCACGUCACUGAUUAUUUAUUUGAUACAAAGAUUGUGGGUCUGGAAAGAAGAAAAAUGGUCUUUCGGACGCUAAAUGUUCUCAUAAGGGGGAAGGGAAGGGGCUGAAUGAGUCUAACAGAGACAUAAAACCUGUAUUUUCUUUUUUGAUAUCCGUUUUCAUGCUUUCUGCCCUUUGCAUUGAUUUUAGGAGAUACACUAUUGUAUGUUUUUUCAUUGUUUCUCUUUAAAUUCUGAUCAGUGUCAAAACACAUUAAAUCAGAAUAGACCCUCCAAGCACUUAGUGUUUGAAAAAAAUCAAGUGAAUCAAUUUGAAGCAUAGGCAGACGACAGAGCUUAGAAAAAAAAGAGACUAAAUAUGCCCAUCUAAAUUUGAUCUUUGCUUAUGCUUCAGAGCUGUGCAACCUGAAAGUUCAUUUUUUCUCUAUUGGAGAAGCUCGAGGAUGUCCCUGCACAAGAAACACAGGGUUAAAAUUUGCACUGUGUGAGGUAAAACAUUGACAGUAUAUUUUUCUUUCUUUGAAAAGACAUGAAGAAGGAAACUGGGCUGUUAAGAAUGGCUGAAGUGAUGAAUGAAUGUAAACUGUAGCACUGUGUCGAAUAGGGAUCCAAGUCAUGAUCAAAUAUGGUCAAAAAACUUUUUAUACAACCCGUUUUGUCCCUGAAUUGUAUAUCCUAAAAAGAUAGGCCAUAUAUCUUAAAUUGACUGUGACUUUUUCUUUCUUUCUUUUUUUACUUUGGGUGAACAAGUCUUCCAAUGUGGAAAACAACAGGGAGCCUUUCCCUCAUAUACAGAAAACUGAGCGUUAGCUUGUAUAUAUGUUUGUAUAUAUAUAUACUUAAAAAAAUCUGGGAAAUAAUUUCUUUAUCUCAUUAAUUUAUUUUGCUUGGAUUCCUAAAGUUGUUGAUUUUUUUUUUUAAACACAAUAAGUGUUUAGACAUGUUUAUUGUUUUUGGUGACUUCGGUAACGGUCUUCCCUAAAUGUAUACGUGAGUAAUUUUGGAAUGUAAUGAUGACUAAAACGAGCCACUUAACCAGCCUUUCGCCCCCUCAGUCUAAACCUGUGAAGUCUGCUAUUCAGCCGUGCAGAAAGCGUGACAUUUAUAGUCUUUCUUGCUUCUUAUUUUAAUACACUUAAUCGUUGCUUUGGGUGAGUUUAAGAUCAAUGUUCAAACAGGAAAAGUGCUACACAGCCAUCAUUUUUAGUCAGCUAAAUAGGAUGAAAAAAUAAAUCAAAGCUGUUAGUAACCCAAGGUUGGAAACAUUGAAAUACUCCACUAUGGUGAUAAAGGGGUGUGGAGCAGUGCCUUAGACUGUGACUGUGUGGGUGUAGGACACAGGCAUGACUGGUUUUUGAAGCCUUUACUUUUAAGUUCAAAAUCAACAGCCUCUUAAAACAUUUGCCCAUUUUUUUCAUAGUUCUUUCGAGGAAAAAAACCAAACCUGUUUACUUUAAAGCUUCUGUAAGAAACUUCCCUUUUUGUUUUGAAUAUAUCACCUCUGACAUCUUUUCUGAUUCUGUCUUACACUUACUUUUGCAGUUACCCCCCUUUACACAAAUACUAGCUUUAGAAAAAGUUGUUAAUACCAGUGGUUCUGGGUGUUGAAAAUCCAAAUAUCGACAAAGUCAAAGUUACCGUCAAUGAUCUUGUUUGCUUUUGUAGGUCAUAAAAAGCCAACACAUUCAAUUUGAAACUGUUUCAUAGCUAGAGGAAUAAUUCCUCAUUGGGGCUUGAAUAAAGUACAUCAAAACAUUGAUAGCAAUCAAUAGUCAAUGAGAAAAAAAAACACGCAAAAAAAGUUAUUUUCAAAGGUUGAACUUGUUCACUCCCAUUUUAAAAUCAGAGAUGGCGCUUUAAGGACAGUUUUUUAUUGACCUUAAAAAUUGUUCAUCCUAUUCAUAGUUUUUAGUACAGAAUGUACAUUGUUUGUCUGCCCAACUCCUUAAAAAUGCCAACAAAAAAUGUCUGUACUUUGAGGAAAAACUGUCCCUUCUUUUGUGCUUAGGAUCUUUUUUCUUGUGCAGGGUGAAUUUGAACGUAAACGAUGUUGCACUAUAAACUGAGAAAUUCUCGGAGAAUGUCACAGCUAACCCUUUGGAACAACGAGCUCUAUUUUGGGUGGUAAGAAGAAAAAUAAUGUAUGACAUUAAAUGUAUUUUUUCCUGUAACUUGGAUCAAAACCAGUGUCUCCUUCACAGCAAAUCAUUAUUUUCUUAUUGACAGUCACCUGAAUGAUCAUGGAGAGUGACAAAACUAGAGAUAGAGUGGGACUGAUAGUCAAGAAGAAACUAUUUUCACCAACAUUUCUUUGCAAAUAAAUUGUAACUCACUUUGUAAAAAAUGUUCACUUCAUCCCCCAUUACUGUCAAACUGAUGGGCACAGUGGUGUUUGGUAGGUUGAGAGGUUUAUCUGAAAAACAACACAUCUAUAUGCAAAGAGACACUUGUAUCAUAAACUGCAUGCCACUCAGACACUCACUGGAACCCGAUGAAACCUCUGAUCUUUAUGCACCAUGUAUUUUAUGCUGAAUAACUGUUGUCACUGUUAGCAAACAAAGACAAAGGAGUCUUGCAAUGAAUGGGGCUGUGUUUUUUUAUCGCACACCCCAGCCUUUUUUUUCUGAAUGUUUGAUAAAGUAGUGAUAAAGAGUGGAAUUACAUUGACUAACUACCCGGUUGAGUGUGCAGAUAAGUCUGCAGCAGACUCAGAGAAAAAUGCACUAAAAGUUUGUAUGUGUAUGUGUGUGUCUUUGAAAAAUAACGCCAGCACUUUAGAACUACUUAGAAAAAAUGAAUCAAGAGUGGACAAAAGGUUGGGAGGAGGAAACUUUUAAAGCCAUGUGUUCAGAGCGCUGACAAUCAGAAUAGGAAUGAGACCCAAAGUGCAUUAUGGGAGAUCUGACAUGACUUGCUGUGCUCUUUGCUGUUCGCUUCGUCUUUCUCCGGCUUGCUUUGGUCUGUGCUAGCUUACUUUCCAGAGUGAAGGGGAUGUGGUGUUGCUAACUCCAGCCUCCUUGGUUAUAAGUGUGUCUCUGCAACAAGGACUGACGGACAUGUUUGACACCUUGGUGCUUCGUGAACAGAGCUGUCCCGUUUGGACAUGGACUAUAUAUCUGUCAUGCUCUGGUUGGCAUGUGCUGAACCAGAGAGUCUGGGACGGGACUAUUUCAGUGUUGAUACUGCUCUAUGUUUCAAAAUGUUAAAAUGUUUAUGCGCCUUCUGACUCAAGCAUCAAUAAUAUAUUCAACGGAAAUGCAAGUUGCCACUUUUGAUGUUGCAUAAGAAUCUACCUUUCAUUCCCAUCAUGGUAUCUUCCAUCACAAGUUUCAGUUGUGUAGUCUGAGAGUAUCUGAUUUCUUUAAAUGCAAUACAGAAAAAUCUGCUUUCUAAUAAAAAUCCUGACUUCACCAAACACUUCUCUUUUUCUUUGCAAUCGAUUCAUUUUUCAGACUUAUUUGUGUCUCUAAAGAAACAUGCAUAACUUAAGCUGUUUGU
Molecule: messenger RNA, 33531 nt
Organism: Xyrichtys novacula (pearly razorfish)
Lineage: Eukaryota; Metazoa; Chordata; Actinopteri; Labriformes; Labridae
Source: the annotation of a GenBank genome assembly